Trichogramma pretiosum is the source of this 1182-nucleotide messenger RNA. RefSeq lists its product as uncharacterized. NCBI's taxonomy places the organism in Eukaryota, Metazoa, Arthropoda, Insecta, Hymenoptera, Trichogrammatidae. The transcript has a single exon. The record is from RefSeq and is a predicted model, not a curated record. The coding region runs from base 1 to 1182 and encodes 393 amino acids.
AUGAUCAGCGCGCCCGACAGCAGGCCCCUGCCCGUCCGGACGCUCCUGGAUGCCUGUUCAGAGGUCACCCUGAUCUCUGAUCGGAUCGUCGCCCGAUUGAAGGCUCCCACUGAGGACGAUCGGACAGCCGUAGCCGCCGUAGGUGGAGGCAUCGCCAGCAGGUCGAAGCGCACUGCUCGUCUACACCUUCACCUGCCUGGCCAUUCAUCACCGAUCGAGAUAAGAGCCCUGUGUCUGAAGCGCUUGGGAAUCACGACGCCAUGCCACCGAGUCGCCCCGCACGAGUCAUCCAUGUGGAGUCAAUUGAAGCUAGCCGAUCCUCGAUUCGGCCAUCCCGGUCCUGUGGACUUGCUACUUGGAGCUGGAGUAACACAGCGCCUCAUGAUGACCGGGCUGCAACGUCGUGACGGUCUCAUCGCGCAGAACACCGUUGCUGGGUGGACGAUCUGGGGACGGAGCUGUGGUCCAGGCGAUCAACGGCCCCAUCAGUGCCUCGCCAUGACCGCUGAUGGUUCCGAGCCUCCUUGGCAUCGACAGUUGUUGGCAGUGCUGCAGCAAUUCUGGCAAGUCGAGGACCUUCCACUCGUGCAUCGGCCCUCACCUGCCGACGAACGCUGUGAGCAGCUCUUCAUGGAGCAUCAUCGAGAUCGCUCAGGCCGGUACGUGGUCCGCCUGCCCUUGAAGCCGGACGCCGGCCGAUUGCUCGGGUCCAGCGAGAGCUCGGCGUGCGCGUCCCUCGCCCAUAUCCAUCGACGCAUGGCCCGAGAUGCCACCUUCGCAGCUGCCUAUCGUGAAUUCAUGCAGGCUUACAUAGACUCAGGGCACAUGGUCAGGCUUUCUCACGAGGAGAGGACACUGAGGGAUCGCCCAGUCCACUACAUCCCCCACCACGGGAUCUGGCAACAUGGUGACCACGGGCCCCGCCUAAGGGUGGUCUUCGACGCAUCACGACCGACAUCGUCUGGAGUUAGUCUAAACGACGUCACCCAUCGAGGUCCCAAACUCCAACGGGACAUCUGGCUCAUUCUCUUGAGAUGGCGACGGCAUCGUGUAGCAUUCUGCGCGGAUAUGAAAAUGAUGUACCGUCAGAUCUGGAUCGACAAACGUAAUUCCUUAGUUUUGAACUUUAGUUUGAUCACCAAGACCUCGUUUUCAUCGACACAAGUUAUCUUAGGGUUAUAG